Messenger RNA from Lactuca saligna, 1923 nucleotides. The record is from the annotation of a GenBank genome assembly. Lineage: Eukaryota; Viridiplantae; Streptophyta; Magnoliopsida; Asterales; Asteraceae.
AUGACAAGAGUGCCACCGUCACGACGGAAACUGAAACCCAUACACAUACUCUUCUCCUUCCUUUUCCUUUUCAUCACUGCGGUCGAGUUUUCCUGUGCGAGUGCACAGCACCUGUUGAAGUCCGAGCGAACCACAUUGCUUAACCUGAAGCAACAAUGGGGGAAUCCGCCGUCACUGAGGAACUGGAACGCCUCUUCACCGCCAUGCAACUGGACAGGAGUUCACUGCAACGACAACGGCUCUGUUGAGUGGUUUGAACUCAUGAGCAAGGGAUUAACUGGACAUAUACCGCCGUUCAUCUGUGACUUACCUAACCUGAGAAAUUUGUAUCUCAGUGAUAAUUCCCUCACCGGAGAGUUCCCUACGGUUUUUUAUAAUUGUUCGAAGCUAGUUGAAAUUGAUAUCGCGCAGAACGGUUUUUUUGGAAGGUUUCCGGAUGAUAUUGACCGAUUUUCAGGACUCAUGUGGAUUGAUGUCGGAGGUAAUAACUUCACCGGCGAUAUACCUCCAGCCAUCGGCAAUUUGUCCGCGUUAAUGUAUUUGUCGUUGGAUAAUAACUCGUUCACUGGUUCAAUCCCGUCGGAGAUUGGAAAUUUAUCUAAUCUGGAAACGUUGGAUUUGAGUUCCAACAACUUGGAAGGUGAAAUCCCUUCUGGGUUGCUUCUGUUGAAGAAACUGGAUAGUUUGACCUUGUACAAGAACAAAUUAUCUGGAAGAAUUCCGUCGGUGAUCCAGUCUUUAGAUUUAAUUGAAAUCGAUCUCUCCAUGAACAAAUUGAACGGCUCAAUUCCUAAAGAUUUUGGCAAAUUGCAGCAGCUGGAGGUGUUAAAUUUGUUUUCAAAUCAUUUAUCCGGCAACAUUCCAACAAGUAUUUCACAAAUUCCGACACUGAAGAAUUUCAGAGUCUUCAAAAACAAUCUCGAUGGCGAAUUACCUCAGGAAAUCGGGUUUCACUCGAAGCUGGAAACAUUCGAAGUAUUCGAGAACAAACUCACUGGAAAGUUGCCUGAGAAUUUGUGCGGUGGUGGUACUUUGCUCGUGGUGGCUGCUUUCUCCAACAAUCUCACCGGAGAAAUCCCGAGAUCACUCCAGAGUUGUCACAGCCUUGAAACAAUCCUACUCCAGGAUAACAGUUUCACCGGUGAAAUUCCUCCAGGAAUUUGGACAUUAUCCAAUCUUUCGAGCUUGAUGCUUACAGGAAACUUUCUUUCUGGUGAACUACCGAGUACAGUAUCAUGGAAUUUAUCAAGAUUGGAGAUCAAUGACAACAAGUUCUCCGGCCAAAUUCCGGACAGCAUUUCGUCUUGGACAGAACUGAAUGUGUUCAAGGCUAGUAACAAUUUGUUAUCAGGUGAAAUCCCGACAUCAUUCACUUCUCUUUCACAGUUGUCUGUACUUCAUCUUGAUGGAAAUUCACUUUCCGGCGAACUUCCAUCGGAGAUCAAGUCCUGGAGUUCACUAACCACUUUGCAUCUAGCGAGAAACAAACUUUCUGGUCCGAUUCCACAAGCCAUCAGUUAUUUGAAAGGUCUUCUUGACCUUGAUUUAUCAGAAAACCAAUUUUCCGGUGAAAUUCCCCCACAAAUGAGCCGUUUGAGGCUGAGCACUUUAAAUCUUUCUUCCAACAAACUCACCGGAAGAAUCCCAUUUGCAUUCGAUAACCUCGCUUACGAAAAUAGUUUCUUAAACAAUCCCGAUCUAUGUGCUAGUGCUUCAUCCCCAAUCUCAAAUCUCCAUAACUGUUACACCAAAUCCUCACACUCCCAGAAAUCUUCCCCCAAAAUCAUCGCCAUGAUUGUCGUCUUGUCAGCAUUCAUCAUACUUGUCGCCAUUCUGUGCACCAUGAUCGUCUAUAGACUAUACCUCCAGAAGAAACAUAAACACAUUGCGGAUCUCACAGCAUGGAAACUUGUUGAAAAGUGA